This is a messenger RNA of Corythoichthys intestinalis (scribbled pipefish), 1820 nucleotides long. RefSeq names its product mitochondrial translational initiation factor 3 (gene mtif3). The transcript is spliced from 4 exons. Lineage: Eukaryota; Metazoa; Chordata; Actinopteri; Syngnathiformes; Syngnathidae. Bases 165 to 1028 code for a protein of 287 amino acids. The record is from RefSeq and is a predicted model, not a curated record. Gene Ontology annotation, biological process: ribosome disassembly; mitochondrial translational initiation. Gene Ontology annotation, cellular component: mitochondrion. Gene Ontology annotation, molecular function: translation initiation factor activity; ribosome binding.
AUCAAAUCGUAAUAAAAUAAUCAUGUUUUUUUUUUUCUUUCUUUCCUUUUUCUAAUUAGUUUAGCGAAUGGCUAUGUGACAAACGCUCUUAAAUGAUGUUGUUUCUUACUAUCAACAACUCCCCUACCCCACUGGUGAGACUGAAGGACUAGUCAUUUGAAAUCAUGCACAGGGGAAUCAUGGCUGCAAUCUGUGUCAGGCAGGUUGUUUGUCAUGGGAUCAAAAUGCUGAAGAGUGGCGGUCCUGGCAUUCCUGGAUUGAGGAUAUGCAACAGGGCCGAAAAGAGUAGCAUCUUUGCCAACCCUUGGAGAUGGUAUCCCUUUUGCACUGAGGCAGUUGACUCCAAUCCAUCUCCUGCAGUAAAGAGAAAAAAGCAGGAUCCCCGGGCUCGUGACACAAUCACCAGCGUUGGCCGGAAAAUCUCGGCGCGUCAGAUCCAAGUUAUCAGUGAGGCAGGAGAAGACAUGGGUGUCCUCCACCGUGCAGAUGUCCUUAGAAUCAUGGAUGAGAAGGGUCUCAAACUGGUGCUUCUCAGUGAACAAAAGGAUCCUCCAGUAUAUCGUUUGAUGAGUGGAAAACAAAUCCACGAAGAACAGAUGAAGAUGGGGGAGAAACAGAAAACUAAAGCAGCUCCUUUGCAGGUCAAAGAGCUUACUUUUUCAUCAGGCAUUGCUCCUCAUGACCUAAAGACCAAAUUCAAGCAGGUGGAGAGGUGGUUGGAGAAGAAGCAUCAUGUCAGGAUUACAUUGCGCUCACCAAGCAGAGAGUCUAUAAAUAAUCUGGAUGAAAACCUAGAGCAAAUAGUCCAACAAAUGGAGGUGAUGGUGGGAUAUGUCUCUAAGCCAAGAGUCAUACGUGAGGGUAAAGCGGCCAUGUGCAUUCUUCGGCCACCUUCAGCAAAGGAACUGUCUAGAAGAGACAAAGAUCAGACUUCACAAUCGCAGUCCACCGGCCGACAGGCUGCCAAGGAUGAAACGUCGCUUCCGGACACAAAAGAGGACCUCUCAACAAUGAUCAACGAGAAAUGAAACAUUUGCAAGUAGACUUUGUAUAAGUCGGUAUACCCAACUGUGCUGUUGCACAUUAGUGUGCCAUGACUGAGAGAUCUUUCGAGAUGUCGCUAAAUACAUGCGUUUGACACCAAGUGACAGGCAAACAAUUCUGACACCUAAUUCUUCCACUAGAUGGCAGAAGGUACAUUGAACCCUCAUGUUCAUUGGGCACCUGUUUCCAUUCUUAAUAAACUACAGAUGAAGAUUGAACGAGGAGUACGAUUUUCUGUUAAUUAAGACAAAAUCAUCAUUCAUACUUUGUGUGACAUAUUUUGUUUGAUGGAGAGUUUUAAAACGUAAAAAUGAGGUGUAAAAUCAAGGUUAGAAAAUAUAUAUCACAAAUUGUUGAUGUUCAUGUUGAAGGUAAUCGGUCGUGGCAAUUUUGUCUUGGUUCUGUAUAGAAACUACCUCACUGUUAACUUUACUAGCAUCAAUAAAAUAAAAAAAAAUGCUGUGAACUAGAGGUGUGACGAAAUAUCGAAAUGGUGAUAUAUCGUGAUACUUUGUAUCCCAAAAGGUUAUCGAUAUGCUCAUGUCAAGAAUCGAGAUAUCGUUUUAGAAUGGUGUCAAUGUUUUUAAAAAAAACAAAACAAAAAAAAACAAAGCAUCAAGUUGCUACCAAAAUCUUCCACCAUAAUAGUGUCUCAGUUAACUCUAAGGCUGCCAUUGACGGUGCUCGACGCCCAAUCCGAUUAGACUGCGAACGUUCGUUCAUUCAAAACGAGCAUUCACAGUCAUUCGGUCCAAUUUUCGGGGCAUUUACAGGUC